Messenger RNA from Ustilaginoidea virens, 480 nucleotides. RefSeq lists its product as uncharacterized. The coding region runs from base 1 to 480 and encodes 159 amino acids. The record is from RefSeq and is a predicted model, not a curated record. Lineage: Eukaryota; Fungi; Ascomycota; Sordariomycetes; Hypocreales; Clavicipitaceae. The transcript has a single exon.
AUGCUUAGCAAUGUUGGCCAGAAACAGAGACGACAUGAUCGACAUGAUCAGAUCAAGUCCGGAAAGGGAUGGAUGCCAGCAUCGGCAAUCUGGCCCCAGCCCACAUCCUGCCUAGUGCCCCUCUCUACUGGCGAGUCUCGUCAGAGGCUCGACCGACAUGGCCCAGCGAGACAAGGCCAUUAUGAACAAGGUUGGACAACAAGGUUCAAGUCAAAGGGCGCUGCCAUCACGAAUCGACAGGGCUCCCGUCACGCCACCGACAACAACGACGACGACGACGACGACGACGACGCAUCCCAGCCAUGCAAGUCGCAUCGCACCGCAUCGUUGGUGACACGACAACCAACCCGACGCGGUUGCCAGUCACAUGGUCGUGUGCAGUUGGAUCCGGAGCAAAAAUUGAUUGAUUUGGAAAGAGCGAGCCCGGCCCUCUUUGCAAUACAACCAACAACCCCUUUGCUCUCUCCCAGCCGAUCCUAG